Cydia pomonella (codling moth) is the source of this 2595-nucleotide messenger RNA. RefSeq names its product TNF receptor-associated factor family protein DDB_G0272098-like. The transcript has a single exon. The record is from RefSeq and is a predicted model, not a curated record. The annotation marks the transcript as partial. Lineage: Eukaryota; Metazoa; Arthropoda; Insecta; Lepidoptera; Tortricidae.
AUGGGUAAUGUUAAAAAAAGGCCACAAAAGAAAAACGCUUUGGACAAUAAAUCCAAAAAAUCAAAACCAGAUAAAACAACUACGACUGGACAAGACGAAGUAACAACUUUAUCAAAUAUUCGAAAGUUACCAGAAAACCAAGCAUAUGAAGACGUAAGACAGUGUAGGGCACUUAAACUCACAAAAGUAGAUGCAAAGCCUAAUAUUCAUGAUGCAAGGAAAAAUACACAAGAAAAUAUUGACCCUUGGACAAAUCCAGUAGCAUCUACUUCAGGAACCUGUAAGAAAAACAAAAGAAAAGCCUCCAACAAAAAAGUACAUCAGUCAAAAAGACUAAAAGCUGAAUACAAUAGUGAAGUUGAUAAUGACGACAACUAUUCACUACUGGAUACCUCAGAGGAAGAGACGGUCAGAUCGGAAUACGAAGAUAAGGUGUUGGAUGCCUUUAAUGAAAGAAAUAACGUAAAAGGUGAGAAUACUGUAGAAAAGCAUGAGGACAAAAUAGGUAAAAAUCAAACAAAACGGACAAAAGAACUUGAAAACCAAAGAAACCAAUAUAAUAAAACCUCAACACAAGCAAAAAAAGUGAAAGUAGACGACAACUACAGUGGAGAGCAAAAUUCGGACUCUUCGGAAGACAUUUGCUUGUCUGAAUAUAAAAAACGUAAUUUUGACUGUAUAAUGACAAACCAAAUAGAAACAAUACCAAGUGAAGAAAUAGAUAUAAACAAUAUACAGAAUUUUAUUGAAAUUGAUGAAAACGGAGAAAUUAUGGAAUAUGAGACAUGUUUGUGGAUUGAAAAUAAUAGCGAAAUAAAUCAAAAUAAGAUUAAAAAUGAUGAAGUAGAUGAAAACGUUAAAAACACCAUAAUAAAUGAAAACAACAGUCAAAAGGUCGAAACAACAUUAACAGAAGGAAAUGUUUCCUCUAAGAAAUUUUCAGUCGAACAUAAAGAAUUUACUAACAUGGCAACAGCAGGUCAAACAGGAGCGACAGAAAAAACAGAGAAACGGAAAAAAAUUACUAUUCUAUCAGAUAUUCGAAAUACAUCUGAAAACAAAAUAGUUGUAGAUACAAAAAAACUAAAAAGAGUUGAGAAGACUGUUGACCUUUUCAAAAGUAUGAUCAAUAAGUAUAAAGAAAACAAACAAACAGAAUGUCAGAUGGCUGAACUUAAACUUGGACUGGACUUGCCUGGAACAGCACAAAACGAGACUGCUGAAGUUAAAAAAAAUACUAAAAAGAAACAAAACCAAACUGAAGAAUGCAAAGAAGUACAAAAACUGGACGCACCUGAAACUAUCCAAAACAAGACUGAAGAGAGCAAAGAAAUAGAAAAAUCCGACUCACCUCAAAGGAAACAAAACAAGACUGAAGAGAGCGAAGAAGUAGAAAAAUCGGACUCACUUGAAACUAACCAAAACAAAAUCAAAGAGAGCGAAGAAGUUGAAAACUUGGACUCACCUGAAACUAACCAAAACAAGACUGAAGAGAGAGAAGAAGUAGAAACCUCGGAUUUACCUAAAACUGACCAAAAUAAGACUGAAGAGUGCGAAGAAGUAGAAAAGUUAGACUCGCCUGAAAUUAACCAAAACAAGACUGAAGAGAACGAAGAAGUGGAAAACUUGGACUUACCUGAAACUAACCAAAACAAUACUGAAGAGAGAGAAGUAGAAAAAUCGAACUCACCUAAAACUGAUCAAAACAAGACUAAAGAGAGCAAAGAAGUAGAAAAGUUGGACUUACCUAAAACUAGCCACAACAAGAAUGAAGAGAGCGAAGAAGUAGAAAACUCGGACUCACCUGAAACUAACCAAAACAAGAAUGAAGAGAGCAAAGAAGUAGAAAAGUUGGACUUACCUGAAACUAAUCAAGACAAGACUGAAGAGAGCGAUGAAGUAGAAAACUCGGACUCACCUGAAACUAACCAAAACAAGAAUGAAGAGAGCAAAGAAGUAGAAAAGUUGGACUUACCUGAAACUAACCAAGACAAGACUGAAGAGAGCGAAGAAGUAGAAAACUCGGACUCACCUGAAACUAACCAAAACAAGAAUGAAGAGAGCGAAGAAGUAGAAAAUUUGGAACAACCUGAAACUGACCAAAACAAGACUGAAGAGAGCGAAGAAGUAGAAAACUCGGACUCACCUGAAACUAACCAAAACAAGAAUGAAGAAAGGAAAGAAGUAGAAACAUCGGACUCACGUGAAACUAACCAAAACAAUACUGAGAAGAAAAAAGAAAUAGGAAAACCGGACUCACCUAAAACUUACCAAAAGAAGACUGAAGACGAUGAAGAAAUCGGAAAUUGUUUGCACUUAUCUGACGCGAACCGAAACGAUGCCAAAGAAGAAGAAAGUGAUUAUGACACAAAUAGUAUAGUUAUAAACCAAAGUGUCUUGGUAAGAUAUUACAUUAGAGCAAAAUGGAAAUACUACGUCGGAUUUGUGGAAAAAAUUGACGUUCGUGAACAAGAAAUAUUCUAUACAGUACAUUUUUUAAAGACUAUAAAAAAACCAAACUUGAAAUUUGUCGUCACAAAAUAUGACCGAGAUACUGUCCCGUCCACUUCGAUUGUAAAAAUAAUUCAAUUACUC